UAAAAGUAGAUUUGAAAAAAUCCCAAGUCAGUCUUAUAUUUUCCAAUUGGAAAUUAGAAUGACCAGCACACUUAAUAACAUAUAAAAACUGAAUCAUGUGGAACGUUUCAUUUUCAUUAAAAAAAAAAGUUUCCCACCGAGAUGUUUUCCAUCCUUUCUACGACGCCAUGACUUCUAGUGUAACCUGAGUCUCUGACAAAUGAGAAUGAGAAGUUUCGGGGGAAGAGAUGAAGAACAAGAUGGCUGUUCUGGGACAAGAAAAAUAUCUUUGUUUUUUCACUUUAUAAGCAUAUUUUCACUUGUAAGGAAUUAUCAUGGGCCUAUUUAACGACCCCAACCACCUCUAAGACACAAGUGUCUAAUUAAGGACUUAGUUUUUGCGACGGAAUUGAACUUCGCUCGAGGAAAGUUUUCUAACGGUUUGCGGCGAUAGUUACAGCUGUAAGAUAUAAGGGGGAGGAUGUUGUAGCUGGACGAGCUCUCGUAUGGCCUUUCUAAACGUUUUAGCCUCUAACCUUUAGUUGUUGACAACUUUUCAGAAGCUUGUGGUAGUAUUUAGGCAUUUACCACUGCAGAUAAUAUCGUCGAACCGAAAAGAUGGGAAUGUUUUGAAUUCCUUCUGAACGUCAUUGAACGGAGAAGAAAAUACAUAUUUUUUACCCAGCCCCUUUUUUGUGGGUGAUGCCAACCAACUUUUCAAAUGCCUAGUGCUUCUUGGAAAAAAUAGAGAGAGAGAGUAAGAGGAAGAGCUAACUGGACCAUGAAUUCAUCUCGAGUCAGACCUCAGCAGCCACCGCUGAGCCACUCCGGCAAGUCGCCGCCGCAGAGCCUCGACUCAAGCGAGGGGAUAGAGAUGGAGAACAUCCAGCAUCAAGACCUGGGGCUCGGAGGCAUCGCUGGCACCCCGUCCCCUCCGUCCAGACAGGCCUGGAGCCGGGACAACCCGGGCUUCGAACCGGAGGAGGGGAUCAUGGAGGCAGACUGGCCUCAGGCGAGUAGCGGGAGGAGGUCGGUGUCCACGGCCUCCAGCGGCAGCUGCAGCAGCGGCCUGGGCGGCUUCACCCGCGGGGGCAGCAGCUCUCAGAUCCCCCGCGGAGGACUGUACCCGACCCCCACCCUGAAUGCCCAGCAGCAGGACAGGCAUGAGCACCGCAGCUGCCUGAAGCAAAUACUUCAGAAAGUUAGAAUUCUGUGGGGGACAGAGUUGAUGGAGGAAAGUGACAGCAGCAGAGAGAGGUACCUCAGGAACGUACUGAGGGAGAUGCUGACAUAUAUCAGUUUCCUCAUCAUCAUUUGCAUCUUGACCUACGGGAUGGUGAGUGCCAACAUGUACUAUUACACUAAAGUCAUGUCUCAGCUUUUCCUUGAUGCGCCGCUGGCAACUGGGGAUCCAACUACGUUCAGAAGCCUGUCCACAAUGGAGGAUUUCUGGAGGUUUGCACAGGGGCCCUUUCUCAAUGGCAUGUACUGGGAGGUGUGGUACAACAACAAAAACCUGCCGGAGAAUCAGAGUCUAAUCUACUACGAGAACCUCCUCCUCGGGGUGCCACGGCUCCGGCAGCUCAAAGUCCGCAAUGAGUCCUGCUCUAUCCACGAAGACCUGAGGGAUGAGGUGCAGGACUGCUACAAUAUAUACACCCCAAGCAACGAGGACACCGCCCCCUUCGGCCCUAGGAACGGCACUGCGUGGAUAUACACUGCAGAGAGUGAAAUGAAUGACAGCAGCCACUGGGGUCAGGUGUCCAAGUAUGGAGGCGGAGGAUACUACCAAGACCUGUCUCGUACCAAAGAGGCGUCUGCCAUCCAGCUGCAGUUCCUCAAAGACCAGCUGUGGCUGGACAGAGGCACCAGAGCAGUGUUCCUCGACUUCUCUGUCUACAAUGGAAACAUAAACCUUUUCUGUAUUGCCAGGUUGUUGGUGGAGUUUCCAGCUACCGGUGGGGUGGUGACUUCGUGGCAGUUCCAAACUGUGCGACUGAUAAGAUAUGUGUCCAGCUGGGACUACUUUGUGGCCGUGUGUGAAGUGGCCUUCUGCCUGUUCAUCGUGUACUAUGUGGUUGAGGAGGUGCUGGAGAUCCACAUCCACCGCCUGCAUUAUUUCAAGAGCUUGUGGAACUGUCUCGACGUUCUCAUUGUCGUGCUAAGCGUUGUUGCUGUUAUCAUGAACAUAACCAGAUCGGCCAUGGCUAAAAACCUGCUGAAUGGCCUGCUGGAGAACUACGCAGCCCACCCCAGCUUUGAGCCUCUGGCCAACCUUCAGGUCCAGUUUAACAACAUGGCUGCCGUAAUCGUCUUCUUCUCCUGGGUCAAGCUUUUCAAGUUCAUCAAUUUCAAUAAGACCAUGAGCCAGCUGUCCAGCACGAUGUCUCGCUGUGCCAAAGACCUUGUGGGUUUUGCCAUCAUGUUCUUCAUCAUCUUCCUCGCAUAUGCUCAGUUGGCCUACUUGGUAUUUGGAACUCAAGUCAACGAUUUCAGCACGUUCCAGGACAGCGUAUUUACCCAGUUCCGCAUCAUUCUGGGAGACUUCAACUUCCUAGAGAUCAAGGAGGCGAACCCUGUGCUCGGUCCUAUUUACUUCGGAACUUUUGUCUUCUUCAUUUUCAUCAUUCUCAUGAACAUGUUCCUGGCUAUCAUCAAUGACACCUACUCUGAGGUGAAGGCUGACAUGUCCCAGCAGAGAUCAGAGAUGGAAAUGUCCGACCUCAUUAAGAAGGGUUGUAACAAAGCCUUGUUGAAGUUAAGACUUAAGAAGACGACAGUUGACACUGUGUCCGACAAUUUGCGUCCAGCAGGGGGAAAACUCAACUUUGAUGAGCUCCGUCAGGAUCUGAAAAGUAAGGGUCACACAGAAGCAGAGAUUCAGGCCAUUUUUGCAAAGUACGACCAGGAUGGCGAUCCGGAGCUGACGGAGCACGAACACCAGCAGAUGAGAGACGACCUGGAGAAAGAGAGAGAGGACUUGGAUCUGGAGCGCAAUUCGCUGACUCGUCCCGGCAGUGGGCGGAGCUUCCCCCGCACGCAGGACGACUCCGAGGAGGACGAUGAUGAGGACAGUGGUCACAGUUCUCGUCGCCGUGGCAGCAGCUCGGGCGGCGUCUCCUAUGAGGAGUUUCAAGUGCUGGUGAGGCGUGUGGACAGGAUGGAGCACUCCAUCGGCAGCAUCGUGUCCAAGAUAGAUGCCGUGAUCGUGAAGCUGGAGGGCAUGGAGAGGGCUAAGCUGAAAAGGAGAGAUGUUCUGGGUAGGCUGCUGGAUGGAGUCAUGGAGGAUGAGCGCCUGGGACGGGACACUGACGCCCACAGGGAGCAGAUGGAGAGGCUGGUGAGGGAGGAGCUGGAGCGCUGGGAGUCUGAUGAUAUGGCCUCCCAGGUCAGCCACCCUCAGCUGGCCACUCCCAUUGGCCAGCGGCCUCGCCCUGCCUCCUCCUUGUCCACGGACGGCUACGACAUGAGCACAAAUGGAAGCGUCCACAUGUGAAAGGCCUGGCACGCCAAAGAAUGCGCCGCUCUGGAAAAAAAAUCAGAAAAGCCCCACCAGCAGCCCAAGAAACUCCAGAUGUGGGACGAUUCAUGCAGAACACAUCAUGGCAGACGUUUCAAUGACUUGAUAUUUAAUGCACUGAAAGGGAGCGAGGUCUGAAUCCAACAGUGCUCUUUAAUCUGUCCAAUCAAAAUGUAUCACUAUGAUGAAAUGAUGAGUUCAAAGAAAAAUGAUUUUCCAUUCAUCGGAUCCUUCUUCACAGCGUGGCGCCCGCGCCCCAGCACAUUCUAAGAAUUUUGUGUACGACUUUUAUAUCACGCCAGAAGUGAUGCACACAUUGUAGCAUUCACACAAGAGGCAUUUUUACGAUUGUUGAUUUUUGCUACUUUCAUCAUUUGACUUACAGUAGGUCCAAGCAUGACACAGACUGUCAUAUUUACUCAUCGUGUUUAUUUACACACCAUGUCUAUCAAUUAAGCUCCGCAUUAACUAGCUUAUGAUUUUAUGAUACAUAUUGUAACUUGAAACAAACUUCAAUUUGGAGUGCAUUUAGUAUUCAUGGGAAACCCAUGCAUUUAUUUGAAAAUGUUCCCCCUGUAUCUGUAAUUUUGAAAUUUUUUAAAAACAUGUUGCACUAAAUAAAGUGUUCUUAAAAUUGAGUCUUAGUGUCUUUUUUUGGUAUUACCAAACACAAAAGGUGUCCUUAGUAACAUUUUCAGGAGCAAGGAAAAAA
Molecule: messenger RNA, 4211 nt
Organism: Menidia menidia (Atlantic silverside)
Lineage: Eukaryota; Metazoa; Chordata; Actinopteri; Atheriniformes; Atherinopsidae
Source: the annotation of a GenBank genome assembly